CCACACUCAACAUGUAUUCAUCUUCAUCUACCUACAUUGUUUUUUAUAUCGACGACCGGCUAUCCCAAACACCACUUUCAUAUCACCGUGGCGCCCUCCUUUCUCCUACAUAGUCUCAUCGUCUUGGUCGCAUCCACUCUCCUCUACCACUUCUCGCUGCUGCCGCCACCAACAACAUUCUUCACAAUGCCCCGCCGCGGGACAAACGCGACCGAUCCCAAUACAACCGCACCUGCGGGUUCCAUGUGGCCAGACACCUUCACCGAUGGUUUGCCCUUGCCCAAGAUCAUCGCAUUCGACCUGGAUUACACAUUAUGGCCGUUCUGGGUCGAUACGCACGUCACCCGCCCAAUCAAGGCCCAGGAGGGAGGACAAAAGGUCAAGGAUCGAUACGGGGAAGGUUUCGCAUUCUACCCACAUGUCCCUAGUAUACUAGAGGCGCUCAACCAAAAAUCCAUUCUCGUCGCUGCCGCUUCACGCACCCACGAUCCUGACUUGGGCCGUGAAAUGCUCAGAUUACUCAAAGUACCCUCGUCGUCUACUAUGUCUUCCUCGAAAAGUGCAAUUGAAUACUUCGACAACCUUCAGAUCUACCCUGGUAGCAAGACGACCCACUUCGAGCGUAUCCACAGGGAUACGGGGAUUCCCUAUGAAGAAAUGCUGUUCUUCGAUGACGAGAGCCGGAACAAGAAUGUGGAGGUUUUGGGCGUGGUAAUGUAUCUGGUCAGAGACGGUGUGAGUAGAGCCGUGAUAGACAGAGGUGUCAGAGACUGGCGGAAGAAGAAUGGGAAGGUUGCUGCUUGA
Messenger RNA from Periconia digitata, 804 nucleotides. Lineage: Eukaryota; Fungi; Ascomycota; Dothideomycetes; Pleosporales; Periconiaceae. The record is from the annotation of a GenBank genome assembly.